Molecule: messenger RNA, 1419 nt
Organism: Miscanthus lutarioriparius
Lineage: Eukaryota; Viridiplantae; Streptophyta; Magnoliopsida; Poales; Poaceae
Source: the annotation of a GenBank genome assembly
AUGGCGAGAUCAGGGCGGGAAGGGGAGGAACGGAAGCUGGUUCUGGGCAAGUACGAGCUGGGCCGCCUGCUGGGGCAGGGCACCUUCGCCAAGGUCUACUACGCGCGGGACCUGAGCGCCGCCGGCACCGCCGGCACGGGCAGCAGCAGCAGCGUGGCCAUCAAGGUGAUCGACAAGGCGCGGCUGCGGCGCACGGAGGGGAUGGUGGAGCAGCUGCGGCGGGAGAUCUCCAUCAUGCGGAUGGUGCGGCACCCCAACGUGGUGGCCAUCCGGGAGGUGCUCGCCAGCCGCUCCCGCGUCUUCGUCGUCAUGGAGUACGCGCGCGGCGGGGAGCUCUUCGCCAAGGUGGCCCGGGGCCGCCUCACCGAGGACCACGCGCGCCGCUACUUCCAGCAGCUCGUGGCCGCCGUCGGCUUCUGCCACCGCCGCGGCGUCGCGCACCGGGACCUCAAGCCCGAGAACCUGCUGCUGGACGAGGACGGCCGGCUCAAGGUCACCGACUUCGGGCUCGCCGCGCUGCCCGAGCAGCUGCGCCACGACGGCCUGCUCCACACGCAGUGCGGCACCCCCGCGUACGUCGCGCCCGAGGUGCUCAGGAAGCGCGGCUACGACGGCGCCCGCGCCGACCUCUGGUCCUGCGGCGUCGUGCUCUACGUCCUGCUCUGCGGAUUCCUCCCGUUCCAGCACGACAACUACGUCAAGAUGUACCAGAAGAUCUUCAAGGCCGACUACCAGGUGCCGCCCUGGGUCUCCGGCGACGCGCGACGCCUCAUCGCGCGCCUGCUCGUCGUCGACCCCGCCAAGCGCGCCUCCAUCGCGGAGAUCAUGUGCACGCCGUGGUUCAGGAAGGGCUUCGUGGCGCCCGUCCUUUCACCCCCGGUAACGCCCCCCAAGAAACGAUUGGACGCCGGAGACGACGACGGCGGUGCCCUCUUCGACACCGGCGGCGGCGACGACGACAACAGCAGCAGCAACUCUGCUGGCACCACCACCUCGCCUCGGUCCUGCAACGCGUUCCAGCUCAUCUCCUCCAUGUCCUCCGGGUUCGACCUGUCGGGGCUGUUCGAGAACGAGCAGAAGACCGCCACCGUGUUCACGGCCCGCGGGCCGGCGGCCACCGUGGUGGAGAAGCUGGAGUCCGUGGCACGCGCCCUGGGGUUCGAGAUCACCAGGGGGAAGGGCUGGAAGGUGAGGAUGGAGGCCAAGGCCGAGGGCACAAACGGGCGGCUCGCGGUCACCGCCGAGGUGCUCGAGGUGGCCGUGGACGUGGCGGUUGUCGAGUUCGCGCACGACGCCGGGGACGCGCUGGACUUCAACAAGUUCUGCGCGGUGGACGUCCGCCCGGGGCUCGCGGAAAUCGUCUGGGCGUGGCAGGGCGACAGCCCGCCCGCGCCGGCCGCCGCCGUCGGGACCGCGUGA